Molecule: messenger RNA, 357 nt
Organism: Alternaria postmessia
Lineage: Eukaryota; Fungi; Ascomycota; Dothideomycetes; Pleosporales; Pleosporaceae
Exons: 1
Coding region: 1-357 (118 amino acids)
Source: RefSeq, a predicted model, not a curated record
AUGCUAACGUUCACCAGCGAGGUGGGCUACGUUACCGACAGCGAGGGCAAGGUUUACCAACUCGAUAUCACCGGUCACAACAACGUUCGCGUCAUCAGCUCCGAGAGAAAUGAUGGCUACUACAUCCAACCUACAAGCUAUCAUGUAGAGUCUGCGCACGCUUGUAACUUCUACAGCGAGGCGACGCGUGGUGUUGGAUAUCUCAUCGGCGAGUUUCCGGGUCCUGUCGAGGCCGACUUCAGUAGCAAUAUCUGGGCGGCAUUUUAUGAGUGUUGGAAUGAGGAUCUCGAGCCCACGUCUCCUCCUGGUGUACCGGUUCGACGGGGUAGAGUUUUUGUGGAACCAGGUAGUCUUUAG